AUGAAUGACCCAUUUCUCGUUCCUUUUAAAGAGCGUAUACAAAAAGAAUUGCCGAAGAAAUCCGAAAAAAAAGUAGGGCGCAUUCGUACAAGUAAGUUUACUGGCAAAGAAAGAGGGGAUCUUGACGACGAGCGUCUUAAACAAGCCAAAGAACACAUUAAAGACACCGAAAAAAAUGUUAAACAGCGAGAGGAUGUCGAGGACGAGGAGACUAAAACGAAGAAUGUGUUUGAGCAAAUUUUCCAAGAAUCCUUGGAUAAAACAAAACAACGUGAAGACUUGGCUUCGACGUUGACUCUUUCUGAUAUUUUCUCGAUUAACAAAACACGAACGAUGACACAACCGUAUACAUCUGCUAUUAUCAGUCCGACCGACCAAACAAAAGUUUACUUCUCGUCACAAGAUGGGAAGAUUAUGACAUACGAUAUCACAACUAAUAGAUUCAGUGGGGAAUUUAUCAUCCCAGAGACUAAAAAAUCUUCGAGACGUCCUCCCAUCAAUAAUUUGACAAUCGACCAAGAAGGAACUGUGUUGGUUGCUGCCGCUUCAAAUAAACAUGUCUACUGCUUUGAUCCCAAAACAAAUGAGUUGUCCGGUGAUUUAAGAGGACAUCAAGACGAAGUUAUGACGUGUUGCUUUAGAGAAGGGACACUUGAUCUCUUCACUUCUGGGAACGACAGGUCAAUCAAAAUGUGGAACAUUGCGACGAUGGGGUUGAUGGACACGUUCUAUGGUCAUUUGAACUCAGUGACUACUGUUGAUGCACUUUCGAGUGAACGGUGCUUGACGGCGUCGACCGACAAGACUCUUAGAAUCUUCAAAGUAGUUGGAGAGACGCAAUUAGUCUAUAAUUCCCAUGAAAUCAUGGAUUGUGCUGCCUUUUUGGACGAAGCGAAGUUCAUUGCUGGGUCGAAUGUCGGAGAUCUGUCACUCUUUGGUGUGACACGUAAGACGCACAUUGAGAAAUUAGAUAAAGCACACAAGAAUGGGGUGUCCACUAUUAAGUGCAUUCGUUACAGUGACGCCUUCUUUACUGGUGGAGUUGAUGGAGUAGUUAAGUUCUGGAGUUAUAAAGACAGAAUUGCGUAUUUAGAUGGCGAAAGGCACUUUAACUUGAGUGGCAGUGUCCAAUUGCCGGGAUGUGUCAAUGGUAUUGAUGUGAUGAGAGAUAAUUCUGCGAUAGUCUGUGCUGUUGGGAGGAGAUUCCGGCUUGGUGAUUGGCAUGCGGACCCGAGUCGUAAGAACGGUAUUGCUAUUAUCAAACUGAAGUGA
Molecule: messenger RNA, 1272 nt
Organism: Entamoeba invadens IP1
Lineage: Eukaryota; Evosea; Mastigamoebida; Endamoebidae
Product: U3 small nucleolar RNA-interacting protein, putative
Exons: 2
Coding region: 1-1272 (423 amino acids)
Cellular component (GO): small-subunit processome
Molecular function (GO): protein binding; snoRNA binding
Source: RefSeq, a predicted model, not a curated record